GUCUCAAAACGAAAGGACAGUAGCAGAAAAAUACUGACGCGGUUUGAAAAUCGCGGUCCGAUUGCAGUUCGGGCGAGCUGGCUGCCGAUCGUAAGUCGGCUCGGUGCACGAAUCAACGCACUCGUGGACAGCGACACAGGGGCCGGGAAACCCGUAGUGCUAGUAGCUCUGUGCACCCGGAAUGGUGGGGACGCCGAGUGCCCGCGCCACAGCAACGCCAGCACCCGGCGGUGUAGAGGCGUCCCGACUGCAGCCGGUAGGCGGCGCUGUGUUUGGCGUCAGAAGAGAUUCUGCUUCUGCCUGGGUCUUCUCCUUUGGCUCCAGGGAGAGUGAGAAAAGGUCAGGCAGGCUUUGUCUGGCGUCUUGCCCGCCCGCAGUGGGGGCACUCGUAGGGACCUUAGCCGUGUCGCGACCUCUAAAAGGGAGGAGACCGAGAAGACCUUCGGAGAUGUUAUGUAUCGUGGUUCGGAUCCAAUUCCAACGCAGUCUGUUUUGCUCAUCCUGAUUUGUGCAGCAAAACGAAAGGACUGAAGCAGAAAGUCACAGACGCAAUUUGACAUCGCCGUCGGUAUGCAACUCAGGCGUGCUGACAGCCGAUCAGAAGAUGUGGCCUGGUAGACGAAUCGCGGACACGCGUGGAUUACCGGUGGGCAAAGGUGCUCAUGCUGGUGUGUUGCACCUGGGAUAUCCAUUAAUUAGGCUGAGUGCCGGGGUCAUAGCGCCCCCUGUGGACUGAGAAGGAAGCCUUUUUGGCUUCUGAUUGGGACUUUUUCAGUUUCCCAGGGAUGACUGAGCGAUUGAGAAGCAGUCUUGGCGGCCUGACUGAGUGUCUUUCCCACGGUAUGAGAGAACUCCGGGUUCGCAGCAGUUCCACGACUGGAAAAUAGACGCCUUAAAUCGGGCCAGAGCUUGGCGUUCAAGCUUGGAGUUGUGUCGUCGAUAAGUUUGAGGGGUUUAGAGGUUCAGCCACAAUGAUUGAGGUGGUUUGCAACGACCGUCUAGGAAAGAAAGUCCGCGUCAAGUGCAACACCCAUGACACCAUCGGGGACUUGAAGAAACUGAUAGCGGCCCAAACUGGCACCCGCUGGAAUAAGAUCAUUCUUAAAAAGUGGUACACGAUUUUUAAGGACCACGUGUCUCUGGGAGAUUAUGAAAUCCAUGAUGGGAUGAACCUGGAGCUUUAUUACCAAUAGACGGGAAUUCCUUCUCCUUGCCUACCCUGCCUUCCUCUCCCGCCCUCAUUUGACACUGGUGUAGAUGCCCAUUUUUAACAACUCAUAUAAAUAAAAACUUCAGUGCUGCUUUGUUGCUGUCAAAAAAAUGACUUUUCAUGAAAAUGAUCGACAGGUUAAAUAUUUAUUUUUUUUAUUUCUCAACAGGAUUGCUCUUUGUAGCACUAGCUGUCCUGGAACUUGAUCUGGAGAUCAGACUUGAACUUACAGAGAUCCUCCUGCCUCUUCCUCCUGAGUGCUGGGACCAAAAGCAUGGGGCACUACUAGAUAGCGAGGUUAGGAAUUUAUUUUAAAACUGACUUUUCAUUUGAAAGGUUGAUUUCAUGAAAAAGUCAGCCUUCAUGGGAAGGAUCAGUUUCUCAUUGAGAUCCCUAAGGCCAAGGAAGGACAAGGUACAUUUUCAUUGUGUUGAUUCAAGUUGUGUCCUUUGGAUUUGAGUUUCCCUCCACACACCAGCACUUUAAAAUCCAGAGGGUAAUCAUUGUCUUCAGUGUGUGGCUGUCUCAGUUUUUCAGAUCAGCACAGUGUUCCAGUAACAUCCCCAGGGGGAAUGCAAAUGCCUUGAGGCAAGAUCCUGUGUCCUGGAGCAGGGACAAGUAUCUCUUGAGAAUGGAACUGUCCACCCAAACAAAGAAAGCUUCCUGAGGCCACACUUGCAGAUGCAAAACUAGGCUAGAAAUGACCAUAGGGUCUGGAGUGCUCUAGAGGCUGCAGAGAACUCUCUGGACACAAUAACAUCCUAGCUUGCUCCCUGGUAAGCCCUGCUAACCUAAUCACAUCUUACUUUCAAAUCCUAACUUUCAAAUACAUUUUGGUAAAGCUCUGUAAUAUCCUUUUCUGUUUCUCGUUUGAAACAAUCUUUUAUUUUAGGAUGUAAUUUAGACUGAAAACAUUUGGUUUUCAUCUAAAAUUUCUUUUAACCAUCUUCAUCCAAAGUAAUUUUAUGCAAGCACAGAAAGUAUGUCCUGGAACUCACUAUGUAGAUCAGGCUGGCCUCUGCACUCAGAGUGCUGAGACCAAAGGCCAUGUACCAACAUACUCACUAAGACAGACAUGCUUUUAUUCUAAAUCCAGUUUUAUUUUGUCCUUUAUAGAAAAUGUUUAAAGCAUAUAUCUGAAAUAAUUAGCCAACAGUCUUGUUUCUUGAAUACAGUCAGCCCCCAAAAGGCCCAAGUUGGGCUUCCAAAUGACUCUAAAGUUACACACUGAACAUGCUGUAGGAUCUGUAUGUUACCAUUUGUAUCUAUUGCCAUUACCAUAAUGAAAAGGAAAUUUAAUGUAUAGAUAUAUAUGCAUUUAAUAAACAUUUGUUUUUCAUAUCCUA
Molecule: messenger RNA, 2556 nt
Organism: Arvicola amphibius (Eurasian water vole)
Lineage: Eukaryota; Metazoa; Chordata; Mammalia; Rodentia; Cricetidae
Product: ubiquitin-like protein 5
Exons: 2
Coding region: 972-1193 (73 amino acids)
Biological process (GO): protein modification process; mRNA splicing, via spliceosome
Cellular component (GO): nucleus; cytoplasm
Molecular function (GO): protein tag activity; protein binding
Source: RefSeq, a predicted model, not a curated record